Molecule: messenger RNA, 852 nt
Organism: Erythranthe guttata (spotted monkey flower)
Lineage: Eukaryota; Viridiplantae; Streptophyta; Magnoliopsida; Lamiales; Phrymaceae
Biological process (GO): DNA replication
Cellular component (GO): replication fork
Source: RefSeq, a predicted model, not a curated record
AUGGGCAACACGAGAAAAUCACCGGGUUCAUCGAAAACAUCUAAACUAUAUAAUGUACCUAUUGAGUGGAUAUUAAGUAUCGGUAAUCGGAAUGCCGAAGAGCAAAAUGAUGGUGCGAUUGAGAUUCCGCCCGACAUGCUAAUUAGUGAUUCGGAAGAUUCCUUUCGAGAGCUAAUCCAGUUUGUUUAUCCAGAUCUAUUGAGUAGGAUUUCUGAUCCGGGUUAUUUUAAUGGGAGGGUCAUUCUUGCACCGACUAAUGAAAGUGUCGACUAUCUGAAUGAUUUUUUAUUGUCUCUUUUACCCGGGGAAGAGAAGACAUGUUUGAGCGCGGAUAGUAUAUGCAAGGAUGAAUUGAAUUCGGAAAUGAAUGAAGAAAUUUAUCCGGUCGAAUUCCUCAAUACCUUAUCGUGCUCUGGACUCCCUUCUCAUAACAUGAAACUCAAGGUCGGUGUGCCUGUCAUGCUCAUAAGAACCAUUGAUCAAGCUGGAGGAUUGUGCGAGGGAACCAUGCUUACGAUUGUUCAAAUGGGCACCUUCGUUCUUAACUGCAAGAUUAUUUCCGGCAAAAAGGCUGGUGAUAUGGCAUUCAUUCCUCGAAUGACAUUGGUCCCAUCGAACUCCAGUUUGCCAUUUCGAUUUCAGAGACGACAAUAUCCGUUGGUUGUUUCAUUUGCAAUGACAAUUAAUAAGAAUCAAGUUCAAACUCUAUCGCAUGUCGGUGUGUAUCUACCAAGGCCUGCCUCCAGUCAUAGUCAAUUGUACGCUGCACUGUCAAAAGUUAAGACCAAAGGUGGCAUGAAAAUAUUCAUCAACUCCGAAUCUGGUGAACCAUCCAAUGUUACUACCAAGUAA